UUAUCGGCCACUCUCUAGUCUCUUCCCGCCAAUUUUCCUCGCCAUUCUGUCCAUCCCGAACGGGUAAUUGGAGUUGUUGAUUGUCGAUUAUUCAAUUUCGUAUUGGUAAUUUAUAGUGAUUUAUAUUGAUCAUGGUGAUCGAAACGCAAUCCCUGGAGAAGUUUCGCCUGAUGAACGAGAACGGUGAGACUCCCACGUUCGAGAGAGCAACUGUGGACUUGAAAAACUUCAGUACAAGAUUCAGUCAACAGAAUAAACAAUUCUCCAAACAAUUUUUCCAUGUUUAUGCCUGCAGACUCGAAGAGUUGAGGGGAAGUCUUACGGAGAAUGCUCAUAAAAAAUGGGGAGAAGACGUAAAAAUCCUGAAGCUAUCAGAAUUGGAGGACCUCGAGAACUCUCGUUGCGUAAUAAUAGGUACGAUGUUCAAACACCAGUUGUGGAAGCCAUCGAUCCUGCGAGAGCUGAACGAAGAGACUCAGGAUUCCGGAGUGAUCCCCGAGAAGCACGAGAAUUACUGCAGCGAUAAGGACGUUCCUUUCUUGGAAGACGAAAUGUUGAGAAUCAAGAUAGUGGGUCCCAGAGUGGAAAUAUCAGAGAUAGUGACUGGGAUAGUGGUGGCAGUCCUGGGGCAGAAGCUGGAGGAUGGGACCUUCGAGGUUGAGGACUGGUGUUAUCCAGGAUGUGCGCCGAAGGGCAUUCGAAAUGAUGCAGUGGUCGAUGGAAAAGUCGUACUGGUCUCUGGGCUGGAUUUAGCUCAUCAUUCAGGUACCCUGGCCCUGGAAUUCCUCACAGAGUGGAUCACGGGGAUGGCGGGAACCCUGACAGCUCAAGAAGACAUCUCUAAGAUCGUCAAUUUCAUAAUCGCUGGGAACAGCGUGAAGACUACAGCCUCGGAUUGCUACACCUCGACGAAUGGUCUCAUGACGAACAGAGCUCAGGAGUCUGCGGAGGCCUCUGAAAUCUCCUCGGCAGUGAAAAAACUUGAUGAAUUAUUAAUGAAUAUCCUUGAACAUUGCCCCGUCACCCUCAUGCCAGGACAGCACGAUCCCACAAACCUCAUGCUUCCUCAGAAGCCCAUUAACCGUUUCAUGCUGAAGGGCGCCCACAAGUACGAGAACUUCAGGGGUGUUCACAACCCCUGGGUGGCCACCAUCGGGGGCAGGAUGUUCGCUGGCUCCAGUGGACAACCCAUCGAAGACAUUAUGAGGGUGUGUGGGGAGGCGAGUAAGACAACCCCCGUGGAGUGGCUCGAGAGAACUCUCCUCUGGAGACACUAUUGUCCAACUGCCCCCGACACUCUUCCCUCUUAUCCUUAUCAUGAUAAGGAUUUGUUUAUCAUGCAGGAGUGUCCGGACGUUUAUUUCGUGGGGAACUGUGAGAAAUUUGAGAGUAGAAUGUUCAAAGGUGAGAAUGGAGAGGAAGUUCGAGUAAUCUCUGUACCAAAAUUCUCCACGACCAAUACAGCAGUCGUCCUGGACCUGAAAACCCUCGACGUCAAUCCCAUCUACUUCCAAAAUAAUUAAUCAAUUAGUAAUCAUAAUUUUUAUACUGUUAUACGCCUCAAGUACUCGAAUUACACAAAGAAAAAAAAACUCUUGACUUGGCACUUUUUUAUUUCAGUGUUUGAUGAAUCGUCCGAAAUAUAAAUACAUUUCACUUUCCAUUCAUUUUGUUCCUGUUUGUUGUAUAAAAGAAAAAAAGCUGAUGAAAACAAAUGCGACCAGUGAGAUUCAGUGUACGCUCUCGAGAACAAUUAAUUUUCCCUAUUUCCGAAAAACCUUACAAAUGAUGGGAGAUACAGGGCAUAGAAUCGCAUUCAUGACUAAUUAAACAGUGAAUUCUGAGUUAAAAAUGAAAAAAACUUGACAUAAUAUCAGUUCUCUAAACGCGUUUUCAAUUUCAUUUACUAGUGAAGAAAGACGGCAUUAAAUUGAAUUAAAUUAACAUUCGCUGCACUGCUCGACAA
Fopius arisanus is the source of this 1966-nucleotide messenger RNA. Its product is annotated as DNA polymerase delta small subunit-like. The transcript is spliced from 3 exons. NCBI's taxonomy places the organism in Eukaryota, Metazoa, Arthropoda, Insecta, Hymenoptera, Braconidae. Gene Ontology annotation, cellular component: delta DNA polymerase complex. Gene Ontology annotation, biological process: DNA replication; DNA strand elongation involved in DNA replication. Bases 132 to 1523 code for a protein of 463 amino acids. The record is from RefSeq and is a predicted model, not a curated record. Gene Ontology annotation, molecular function: DNA binding.